CCGAGCGCUCCCGGAGCAUCUCCAGAGGCGCGGCGGCACCGCCUGCCCGACUCAGGGGAGCGGCCCAGAACCGGGAACCGAGGUCAGAGCUGGCGAAAGGCUGAAAACCGGGAAGCACAAAAAUAUACCUAGAAAAAUACCAAUACUACUGCUGCUAAUAAUAAAGAGUGGUGGGCAGGGAAAGGAGGUCGCGGGGGAAAGCAGAAGGCGAGAAGAAGGCGCACCGCGGAGGAGGAGCCCGGGCAAGGGGCAGAAGCGGCCCCUCGCCGGGCUGCCGGCAUCCCCCGUGCCCCGGGGCGGCCGUCGGGGCGGCGGCAGCAGCACGUGGCGGCGGCGGGGCAUGGCCAGCGCGGGAGUUCCCGCGGCCUGAGCCGCCCCCGCCGCCGGCACCAUGGCAGCCGCCGGCGAUGCCGGCCUCGACGUGGCGGCGGUGGAAAGUUUCCUAGAGAGGCACCCGGAGCUGGUGGAGAAGUGGCUGCAGAGGAAGAACUCGCUCCCUAAAGGGCCUGCCGUCCCCGCCGCCCCGGCCGGCGGCCCGUCGGAGGAGCGGCGGAGCAGCGACGGCCCCGGCGGCAGCUGGGGGAGCGCGGGCGGCCCCGGCGGUCCCGGCCCCGGCCCCGGCCCCGGGGGGCUGCAGCGCCGAGCGUCCCAGAAGGAGCUGCGGAAGAGCUUCGCCCGCUCCAAAGCCAUCCACGUCAACCUCACCUACGACGAGCAUGUGCACGCCCGGGCGCAGGAGCCGCUGAGCAGCGUGCGGCGGCGGGCGCUGCUGCGGAAGGCCAGCUCUUUGCCCCCCACCACUGCGCACAUCCUCAGCGCCCUGCUGGAGUCCCGCGUCAGCCUGCCCCAGUACCCCCCCACCGCCCUGGACUACAAGCGCUACCUCAAGGAGCACAACGAGCGACAGUUCUUCCUGGAACUGGUCAAGGACAUCUCCAAUGACCUGGACCUCACCAGCCUCAGCUACAAGAUCCUCAUCUUCGUCUGCCUCAUGGUGGACGCGGACCGGGGAUCCCUCUUCCUCGUGGAGGGGACCUCCGCCGGCAAGAAGACCCUGGUGUCCAAGUUCUUCGACGUGCACGCCGGCACCCCGCUGCUGCCCUGCGGCUCCACGGAGGACAGCAACGAGGUGCAGGUGCCCUGGGGCAAGGGCAUCAUCGGCUACGUGGCGGAGCACGGCGAGACGGUCAACAUUCCCGACGCCUACCAGGAUCGACGCUUUAAUGAUGAGAUUGACAAACUGACUGGAUACAAGACAAAGUCACUCUUGUGCAUGCCCAUAAGAAACAGUGAUGGAGAGAUUAUUGGUGUUGCCCAAGCAAUAAAUAAGACUCCAGGAGGUGCCCCUUUUUCUGACGAUGAUGAAAAGGUGAUGCAGAUGUACCUCCCCUUCUGUGGGAUUGCCAUAUCCAAUGCCCAGCUAUUUGCAGCUUCAAGGAAGGAAUAUGACAGAAGCAGGGCUUUACUGGAAGUAGUGAAUGACCUCUUUGAGGAACAGACUGACUUAGAGAAAAUUGUCAAGAAAAUUAUGCAUCGGGCCCAGACCCUUCUGAAGUGUGAGCGGUGCUCAGUGUUACUUCUGGAAGACAUUGAAUCACCAGUGGUGAAAUUUACAAAAUCUUUCGAAUUGUUAUCUCCAAAAUGCAGUGCUGAUACUGACAACAGUUUCAAGGACAGCGUGGAAAAAUCAUCCUAUUCAGACUGGCUGAUAAACAACAGCAUUGCUGAACUCGUCGCUUCCACAGGUCUCCCAGUGAACAUCAGUGAUGCCUAUCAGGACCCCCGCUUUGAUGCUGAGGCUGACCAAAUUUCUGGCUUUCACAUAAGAUCUGUUCUUUGUGUUCCAAUAUGGAACAGCACCCACCAAAUAAUUGGGGUAGCUCAAGUGUUGAACAGGCUUGAUGGGAAAUCCUUUGACGAUGCUGACCAGCGACUGUUUGAAGCUUUUGUUAUUUUUUGUGGCCUGGGUAUCAACAACACAAUUAUGUAUGACCAAGUGAAGAAAUCCUGGGCAAAACAGUCUGUGGCUCUUGACGUGUUGUCAUAUCAUGCAACAUGUUCGAAGGCAGAAGUUGAUAAAUUCAAGGCAGCAAACAUCCCUCUGGUGUCAGAGCUUGGCAUUGAUGACAUCCAUUUUGAUGACUUCUCGCUUGAUGUGGAUGCCAUGAUUACUGCAGCCCUGCGGAUGUUCAUGGAACUUGGAAUGGUUCAGAAAUUUAAAAUUGACUACGAGACGCUGUGUAGGUGGCUCCUGACGGUGCGGAAGAACUAUCGAAUGGUCCUGUAUCACAACUGGAGGCACGCUUUCAACGUCUGCCAGCUGAUGUUUGCCAUGCUCACUACUGCAGGAUUUCAGGAGAUUCUAACUGAAAUUGAAAUUUUAGCUUUGAUUGUGGGAUGCUUGUGUCACGACCUUGACCACAGGGGAACCAACAAUGCCUUCCAAGCCAAGAGUGGAUCAGCCUUAGCUCAGCUCUACGGCACCUCUGCUACCUUGGAGCACCACCAUUUCAAUCAUGCUGUCAUGAUUCUCCAAAGUGAGGGUCACAACAUCUUUGCUAACUUGUCCUCUAAGGACUACAGUGACCUUAUGCAGCUUCUAAAGCAAUCGAUAUUGGCAACAGACCUCACUCUGUAUUUUGAGAGAAGGACCGAGUUUUUUGAGCUUGUCAGUAAAGGUGGUUAUGAUUGGAAUAUAAAAAACCACCGAGAAGUAUUUCGAUCAAUGCUAAUGACAGCCUGUGACCUUGGAGCUGUGACCAAACCGUGGGAGAUUUCAAGACAGGCCGCUGAGCUGGUAACCAGUGAGUUCUUUGAACAAGGAGACAGAGAAAGAUCUGAACUCAAACUCACCCCUUCUGCCAUUUUUGAUCGGAACAGGAAGCAUGAACUACCCAGGCUGCAGCUCGAGUGGAUUGAUAGCAUCUGCAUGCCAUUGUAUGAGUGUCUAGUGAAGCUGAAUGUGAAACUGAAGCCUAUGCUGGACUCCGUGGCAGUAAAUAGAGGUAAAUGGGAGGAGCUGCACCAGAAAAGACUUCCUUCUCAGGCAGCAUCCUUGUCCUCCUUUUCCUCUAGCUUCACCACGUCUCUCAAAGACAUAAACUAAGCCUGCAAAUAUCAGUGUCACUUUACAACAAGAGCUGUCUGAAAGGUUUUCAUACGCUUAGACCCACCAUUUUUAAGAAAUGCUUUCCCAGACAUGCCUAAUUGAUGGGAUAUGAUCUUGAUGGCAGCACAGUUUGCUUUUCCUGGAAGGCUUAGUGGGACUGAACGGAAGGCUGCAGUGGGAUUGCCGGGUGUCUGGAGCGACACGCAACACCGAACAGAAGAAGCGUUCAUUCAGCUCCGCUACAUUUCAACUGCUGCUGUAAAAAUCUGUAAAGCUGACAACAGACUGAAAUAUAAGAACUCACAGCUUAAUAAAAUUAAUAAUACAGAGCCAGGACUGGGAUGCAAGCUGGCCAAUUCAUAUGCAAGGAGCUGCAGAAAACAGAAUAGUGUGUAAUUACAUUGUUGUUUUGCAUCUCUUCAGUACAUGUUAUGAAUCAAUUAUGCCUGCUUUUGUGAUGCUCCUCUCUUACUCUCCCUCCUCUUUUAUGCCUGAAUGUUCUGAAAAGCCUGCUUUGUAUUCUGAAGAAGUAUUUUUUUACAACAAAGCUUCUUAGUGAUUGAUCAGGGCCUUUAGAAUUGCCUACCUUUGCUACAUUUAAAAACAAACUUUAUUAUCUUUAAAAACACCAAGCUGUCCUUUCUUCCCUGAGAAAUUCAUAUUAACACUGCAGCAAAUUUUUCAGCAAGAGGAAGUUUGCAUAAAGGCAAAAUAUUGCAUGGUAAUUUUAGAGUGGGUUGUUUUUUUUUCUUUUCAAAAAUGCUCUUAUAACACAUUCUUUUUUUUUAAUUAUAGUGUUGCCUAAGGAAAAGAUUAAUGGGGGUUUUUUUUGAAAAUAGAAUUAAAAUAAAAAAGGAAAUCUGUUG
This is a messenger RNA of Zonotrichia leucophrys gambelii, 3975 nucleotides long. It is a transcript of the gene PDE11A, whose product is annotated as phosphodiesterase 11A. Gene Ontology annotation, biological process: negative regulation of receptor guanylyl cyclase signaling pathway; signal transduction. The coding region runs from base 392 to 3106 and encodes 904 amino acids. The transcript has 20 exons. Lineage: Eukaryota; Metazoa; Chordata; Aves; Passeriformes; Passerellidae. The record is from RefSeq and is a predicted model, not a curated record. Gene Ontology annotation, molecular function: 3',5'-cGMP-stimulated cyclic-nucleotide phosphodiesterase activity; protein binding.